Neurospora tetraspora is the source of this 933-nucleotide messenger RNA. RefSeq lists its product as uncharacterized. The coding region runs from base 1 to 933 and encodes 310 amino acids. The transcript has 2 exons. Lineage: Eukaryota; Fungi; Ascomycota; Sordariomycetes; Sordariales; Sordariaceae. The record is from RefSeq and is a predicted model, not a curated record.
AUGAUUGCGCGUAAUCUGGGCUUAUCACCUCUACCGGUGUCGGGAGCGGACAAGCCCGAUAUUAUCCCCCACUUGCUUUGCCAUAGAUCUACACGGACUUCGAGGGGCCGCUUGGAGACUGCGCCCUAUUUCCAAUUUGAACAUGGAGUGUACGAUACCUGUGCCGCAAUUUCAAUAAUGAACUACCGUGGGGUUAUUGGCUGCUUCGUCGCAAUGGCUUCCGCGUCACCAUUUGCCCUAGAAGAUCCCAGUGGUUUCUGCCCAUGGAUCAUCGUCGUUGGUGACUCGCUGGCCAUUGUUGGAUCGACACUGACCGUCCUUUACAUCUAUCGCCAAAUUAGCAUUGCACGCCAUUUUCAAAAGGAACAACUCAAGCACAAGAGCAAUCCCAACACUCUCGAGGAAACCCGUGUCAGCAAAACGGCCAAGAGAUUCCAGCCCUGUCAGAUUCUCACAACCAACUUGCUAAUCCUCCACGCCGCUCUCUGGGCCAUCGUCCGUUCCACCCUCCACCUUACUUUCACCAUCAAGCAAAUAAGGGACUACGACGCCUUUGUAAUAACCGCAAGCAACAUAUACCAAGUGGAAUGGAAGCGUAGCGACAUGAAGGACCUUUGGGGUGGUACUCAAACCUUCACCUGGGGAACGCUGCUAUUCACGGCAAUUCCCACGCUUUGGAUGGUCAGACAGUUCUUUCCCAAAGCCUUCCCACCGAGGGCGCGCGCGCUAUCGCUGCUGUGGGACAUCCUGCUUGUGUUUGGCUUUGCCAUUCUUUGGAUACUUAGCAGCUGUCCGACAACGGCAUCGCUUGGCGUUAGCCUUGUCAUGCUGGCGUCGGUCAACCUGAUCAUGGCCAGUCUGCUCUCGUCCAUGCUCGAGAUCCAGAGACAUGCAACAAGAGCAAAAGUGCAAGGUGUAAGUAAGCCGCUCUGA